AUGUCACAUUCAACUCAUUCUUAACUAAAUGAAUCUGAAAUACAGAAAAUAACCUAUCCACAUUUAGCAGAUGUGAGGUAUGAGGAAAAUACAGAAAAAGUAUUCAUAGGAAUACCAACUUAGAAUCAUUUCAUCCAAAGUGGUAAUAAAUUCUUUAGAUCAUUAGGAAUACCAAUACCAACAGGUUUUCUUAUUACACCUGUUUACAAUACAGAUUCUAAUGGAACUAAUCUUCCAUUUGAUGCUCAAGGAUCCAUAAUUCCUAUUUAAAUUUAAUGUAAAUAUUGUAAGAAAGCUGGAACUACUCUAAUGUAAUAUAGAGCAGGCCCAUAAACUUGGAUUGUUGCAUUUUUCAUAUUUAUAUUCUUCUUGCCACUUGUGUUUCUACCUUUUGUAUUAAAGAGCACAAAAGAUAGAGUUCAUUAUUGUCCUAACUGUGGACAAUGUGUUGGCAAAAAGAAAUUCAAACUGUGUAACAGUGAUUGA
Messenger RNA from Paramecium primaurelia, 486 nucleotides. Lineage: Eukaryota; Ciliophora; Oligohymenophorea; Peniculida; Parameciidae. The record is from the annotation of a GenBank genome assembly.